Molecule: messenger RNA, 2279 nt
Organism: Wyeomyia smithii (pitcher-plant mosquito)
Lineage: Eukaryota; Metazoa; Arthropoda; Insecta; Diptera; Culicidae
Gene: Trap1
Product: heat shock protein 75 kDa, mitochondrial
Exons: 3
Coding region: 76-2184 (702 amino acids)
Biological process (GO): protein folding
Cellular component (GO): mitochondrial inner membrane
Molecular function (GO): ATP hydrolysis activity; ATP-dependent protein folding chaperone; protein kinase binding
Source: RefSeq, a predicted model, not a curated record
UUGCAUGGAAACAUAAAGCAAAAUAUAAACAGAAACACCACGAGGCGAAGCAGCAAGUAACCGUGUCCAAAAAAGAUGAGUGCGUUUCGAGCUCUGCAGUUUCAAAAACUUUCAAAAUUUGCUUUUGCGAAGCAAAUAAUCACUACUGGCGGGUACAGAUUUGUGAAUCGUGCAGCAAAUAGCUACAAUGUUUUCAGAGCUCCAGCAGUUCAAUCGCUCCGCUGUCUCAGUACCCAACCGGCUGAGGAGAAAAGCAGCUAUCAUUCCAUAAUUCGGGAUUCAGAGAAGCCGGUCGGAACAAGUGACCAGCAUGAAUUUCAAGCGGAAACAAGGAUGCUGCUUGACAUUGUAGCAAGAUCGCUUUAUUCCGAUAAGGAAGUAUUCGUUCGAGAACUGAUUUCCAAUGCUAGUGAUGCGCUCGAGAAAUUUCGCUACACGAUUCAUACUGCUGGCGAAGGAGAGAAAGAUUUCUCUGAUGCAGAUAGAGCCCUGGAGAUUCACAUAGGCACUAAUAAGCAAGAUCGUUUACUAACCAUCCAGGACACGGGAAUCGGCAUGACUAAAGAUGAACUAAUAUCCAACUUGGGUACCAUUGCACGCUCGGGAUCGAAACAUUUUAUUGAACAGCUGAAAGAGAAAGGGACAAGCGCUGAAAACGCGCAAAACAUAAUCGGACAGUUUGGUGUAGGAUUCUACUCCGCAUUCAUGGUCGCUGAUCGUGUAGAUGUCUAUACCAAAUCGUCAAAGAAAGACUCUCCGGGUUACAAAUGGACAUCGGAUGGGUCAGGUAAAUUUGAAAUUCAGGAAGCGGAAAAUGUGCAAUCAGGAACAAAGGUUGUUAUUCAUCUGAAGGCUGACUGCCGUGAAUUUGCCGAUGAAGAUCGCAUUCGGGAAGUCAUUCGAAAGUACAGUAAUUUUGUGGGUAGCUCAAUUUUUCUCAACGGUAAGCAAGCAAACCAAAUUCAACCUAUUUGGCUGAUGGAACCAAAAGAUGUUUCCCAAGAGCAGCACAACGAGUUCUAUCGCUUUGUUGGUAACACCUUCGACAUACCAAGAUUCACCCUGCACUAUAAAACUGAUGUUCCACUGAGCAUUCGCGCACUGCUGUACUUCCCCGAAGGCAAACCUGGUCUAUUCGAAAUGUCGCGAGAUUCCGAUAUAGGCGUUGCAUUGUACACCAGAAAAGUCUUAAUUCAGUCCAAAACCGAAAACCUUCUCCCGAAAUGGCUCCGCUUUGUAAAAGGAGUUGUCGACUCAGAAGAUAUUCCACUAAACUUGAGUCGCGAGUUGCUGCAGAAUAGUGCACUGAUUCGUAAACUUCGAACAGUUCUAACCAACCGCGUUCUUAGGUUUUUGCAUGAUCGUGCCGUUAAAGAACCUGAAAAUUAUGACAAAUUCUACAAGGACUAUGGUCUGUUCCUCAAGGAAGGAAUCGUUACUAGUACGGAGCCACAGGAAAAGGAGGAAAUCGCUAAACUUCUCCGAUUCGAAACCAGUAAAGAGGUCGACAAGAAGGUUAGUCUGCCGGAGUAUUGUAACCAGCAGCAAGAAGGCCAAAAAGACAUAUACUAUCUAGCAGCUCCGAACCGGACCCUCGCAGAGGCCUCACCCUAUUAUGAGUCGCUUAAAAAGAAGGGCAUAGAAGUUUUAUUCUGCUAUGAGGCGUACGAUGAACUGGUCCUGAUGCAAUUAGGACAAUUUUUGGGUAAAAAUCUGGUUUCGGUAGAAAAAGAGAUGCGGCGGUCGGAGAAAUCUGACGAAUCCACCGAGCAGAUGAUUGAGGGUUCGCUACUAAAAUCACAAGUAGAUGAGUUGAUCCCUUGGAUCAAACAAAAGUUGGCUGGUAAGGUGGCCAGUGUUAAAACAACUAACAAAUUAGAUUCCCAUCCGUGCGUUGUAACUGUGGAGGAAAUGGCCGCGGCGCGGCAUUUUGUUAAAACUCAAAGCCAUAACAUGAGCGAGGAACAUCGGUACGCGUUAUUGCAGCCACAGCUAGAGCUUAAUGCCAAGCAUCCGAUCGUCAAAAAGCUGCACAAGUUGAUGUCGUCCGAUCCGGAGUUGGCCGAACUGCUUACCAAACAGUUGUUUUCCAAUGCAAUGGUGGGAGCUGGAUUGGUAGAAGAUCCUCGAAUGUUACUUACCAGUAUGAACGAGCUGCUAGAGAAAGUACUAGAUAAACAUUAGACAAUUUGGUGUGUAGAUUUGUAUGUGUAUAUGCUACUCUAUUGACUGUAGACUGUACUGAACGUAAUAAUUUGUGAAAACAAGUUAGAUCGAUA